This is a messenger RNA of Heterocephalus glaber (naked mole-rat), 13719 nucleotides long. The record is from RefSeq and is a predicted model, not a curated record. Lineage: Eukaryota; Metazoa; Chordata; Mammalia; Rodentia; Bathyergidae.
CUGCAUGCCACAGGCAAAUGUUCCUGUCCAGCAAGCCCAGCUUCGCAGCCGCGGCUUCCCCUUCUUACCCUAUAUUCAUUCGAAGAUUCAAACCCUGCGUUUUCCGCUCCACCCUUCCCCCUCUCCACGGCCCGCCUGGGUCCUUAGUCCGACCGUCCCGGUGUUUUGUCCCCACCUCCCAUCCUCAGAACUGAAGGCCAACAUUCGCGCUCCUUCGCUGCGGGCUGGGGUUAGACGUGGCCCGCCCCAAGCAAGCACCAAGCUCUGGGCGUCCGCGAUCGGGAGCCGGGAUGGAGAGGGCGGCGCGCGGCGCGCUGUAGCGCACUGGUGGACCCGACCAGGCCAGCUCCCCAUUGGCCGACACUCAGGGGGGAGGGGCCGCCCCGGGAUCGGGGCACCUGCCUUCGCCCCUCCCGGGGAAAUCGGUGGCUGCUCGGACCCGGCGCGUGGCGAUAAAGACAGCGGCGGGAAGGCCUUGGGGCCGCGGGCGAUUUCCUCGUGGCCGCUCUGGUCCAGUUGCCGCUGCGGCUCCGGAGACGUUCGAAUGCCCUUUGCUCUGACUGCGCCAGCAGGAAACUUUGCCCUGCGAAGUCCUCCGGUCGCCUGACCGCGCAGUGACUCGCCUGGUCGGCCGCACGCCCCGCGGGGCCCAGGAACCCCGCUCGUGAUUGCUGGGCGGUCCCUCACCCUGCGACCGCAGCGCUCUGCCGCCAGGAUGCGCUACGCAGACCCUUCGGCCAACCGGGAUCUGUUGGGGAACCGAACUUUGCUCUUUAUUUUCAUCUGCGCCUUUGCGUUGGUGACCUUGCUGCAACAGAUCCUAUACGGCAGAAACUACAUUAAGAGAGGCCUCCAGUUUGGUUGGCAGAGUGAUGACCAGCUGGCCAAUUGGACGGGGCUCUUUAAUGUCACCGAUGACCCAGCAGUGCAGAGCAGCAGUGACUCCAGCUCCAGGUACUUUGAAUUUUAUGAAGGGCCUUUUGAAUAUAACUCCACAAGAUGCCUGGAGCUGAGGCAGGAGAUACUGGAGGUGAAGGUGCUGUCCAUGGUGAAGCAGUCAGAGCUGUUCGACCGGUGGAAGAGCCUCCAGAUGUGCAAGUGGGCAAUGAACAUCUCUGAAGCCAACCAGUUCAAGUCCACUCUAUCCCGGUGCUGCAACGCCCCUGCCUUCCUCUUCACCACCCAGAAGAACACACCACUGGGGACAAAGCUCAAGUAUGAGGUGGACACCAGCGGUAUCUUCCAUAUCAACCAGGAGAUCUUCCGCAUGUUCCCCAAGGACAUGCCCUACUACCGGUCUCAGUUUAAGAAGUGUGCAGUGGUGGGCAACGGAGGCAUCCUCAAGAACAGCCGCUGCGGACGGGAGAUCAAUAGUGCUGACUUCGUCUUCCGGUGCAACCUGCCCCCCAUCUCUGAAAAAUACACCGUGGAUGUGGGGGUGAAGACAGACGUGGUCACUGUGAACCCCAGCAUCAUCACAGAGAGGUUCCACAAGCUGGAGAAGUGGCGGCGGCCCUUCUACCGUGUGCUGCAGGUGUAUGAGAAUGCGUCCGUGCUGCUGCCCGCCUUCUACAACACACGCAACACCGACGUGUCCUUCCGCGUCAAGUACGUGCUGGACGACUUCGAUUCGCCGCAGGCCGUCUACUACUUCCACCCGCAGUACCUGGUCAACGUGUCGCGCUACUGGCUCAGCCUGGGGGUGCGCGCCAAGCGCAUCAGUACCGGCCUCAUCCUGGUCACCGCAGCGCUGGAGCUCUGCGAGGAGGUGCACCUGUUUGGCUUCUGGGCCUUCCCCAUGAACCCCUCGGGCCUCUACAUCACCCACCACUACUAUGACAACGUCAAGCCCCGCCCCGGCUUCCACGCCAUGCCCUCAGAGAUCUUCAACUUCCUGCACCUGCACAGCCGCGGCAUCCUCCGAGUACACACGGGUCCCUGCAGCUGCUGCUGAGGCUGGGGGACGAACCUCCUCUCCUCCUCCUCUCCCUGCCUCUGGAACUGGGAACCGCUAAGUGGGGCCUGGCUGUUGCUCCCUCAGUAGUUCAGCUCCGUGCCUGGGCCCUGGGGCAAGGUGGCAGGGAUGGGGCCAGCCCAGACUCACGUUCAGUCCUAACCCUUUUGGGCUUCCCUUUGUGCCUCCACCUGUCCACGGGGAGCAUGCUGCUGGGCCAUGACCCUGAACCAGGGAACCUGGGGAUUGCAAGUGAAAAAAGCACAUUUCCACUCGAGAUUUCAGCUUUCAGAGAGCACAAACUGUCGUGGCCUUGUAGCAGCCAAAGGCAGGCCCAGGGAGGAUGGUCUAGAGGGAGGAGACAGGACACUUGAGCACAGUUAAGAUUUUAUUCAGACCUCUGCUUCCUGAGUGUUAUACUGAGGACUGAGCCAUCAGUUUCUAUCCAAAAUCUCAGAACACAGAGAUCAACCCAGUGGCCUGACCUUCCAGUGAAGACUCAGUGGCUCAGAGCGCCCAGAGCUGGGCCACCCAGUCACACCACCCCGCUGAGCUCGUCAGGCUCCUCAGUGACAUCUAACCAAGGCCAGUGUUAGCAUCUUCCCUGAGACGCCAGCAUCUGAGAGCCACAUCUUUACAAACCUUUCCUGGGAAACACAGACACAGUCUUGGUGCCUCUGGGUUUCAUCUUGCCUUUGAGCUUAUGAAGAGAAGGAAAGAAACCAGCCCAGCCAUUUGCACUUCGGGUUCCAAGCCAGUAUUAUUGACUUAAUAAGUGCUUAGCAGUUUGCUUCCUCUUCUGUCUCUAUUUUCAGCUUCAUUUUUAACCAGAAGUUAUUUAUGAAGUGCUGUUCCUCUUUAUGUUCCUGAGUACUGCAGACUCUGCUGUAUCAUCCUUCUGAAUGGGUACCAUCUGUCGGAAAGUGCUGCCUGUCAUAUAUGGGCUCGGAGGACAGAAGCCAGUGGGGCCUCUGAUACCAGCAUCCUUGAGGCUUCUCCUGGGAAGGCGGGACCCCACAGUGCAUGCCUAGCGCCUUCGCAUUCAGGGACUUCCAGGGCCAGGCUUUGGGAAGUCAACUGUGCCUAUGCUGAGUGACCACAUGUCUGUCACAUACAAAAUUCUUUCCUUUGUUUCCCCUGCUGUGUUUCCAUCCUGAGUGUGACUGUGCCUCAUAGACACUGUUGGUGAACUGUCUUUGAAUUUAGCUUUGUGGAACUGUAGAGUGUUAGUGUUUAGAAGACUCCAGCUCUCUCUCCUUCCCCCUUCCCUCUCUUCCUUUUUUCCUUUCUUCUGGUCUCCCUUCUUCCCUUCCUUCUUUCUUUCCUGCUUCCCUUGAACAUUUCUGGGAAGACUGUUCUGCUCUGGUCCAUGGUUGGGCUAGGGAAGAUAUAGUGACAAGGACAUUAGCUCUGUUUUCUAGGGGUGGAGACAGAUCAUACACACUCUGCAGGUUUGUGUGCCAUGCCAACAGCCCCUGCUCAGAGCUGCUCAGAGAAUACUGCAGGGAGCCAGGCUUCUUCCACCUGAUCACCUAGUUUAACAGGCAAAGCCACAGGCCCAGCUGGGAAAGAGAGAGGAGAGCACUGGGUGGCCCUCCAAGCUCCUGCUCAGACUCCUUUCUCUGCCAGGCCUUCUUCUCUGGGCUCUCUUGCAAGUGGGUGGUGCUGAGCUCUGGGCUGUACUGGAUGCUGAUUUUCACCAGUGUUUUGAGGUCAGGUCUGGAGUGGGAGCCCCAUGCUGCCCUGAGCCCCAGUCUGCUGGUCAAUAAAACAGGAGCAGCCACAGAGACAGAGGCCCAAACAGCUGGGAAAUGGGAUCAACUAUACAGGACAGUGGAUGACGACUGCUUUCUUGGGCUCUGCAUAGUUCUCCCAAGGAAGGAACUUCUGGGGAAGAUUUCAGUUAACUGAGAUUUCUAGCCACUGUUCAGUUAGUUGAACCCAGUUCCUGAAACUGUGAAAUGUCAGAACUGGAAGGCUCUUAAAGACCAAUUGUCCCAUUUAAGCAAACAUGCUGGGUCAGGGAAGGGACCUUGUCAAGUCACACCCUGGACUCUACUGAGUGUGACAGACCCUCUACAGGAGGCCCUCUGGGGACCAGGUGUGGUUUGGGUGGACAGUGUUGGGGCAGGAGCCUUUGUGAGUCAGACAUUAGGAUCUCCAUAGCUGAAGGUAUUGGGAUGGAAUCUGUUCCAGCCAUGGCCCUUGCAGGAGCACUGAGAUCCAUCCCAGGUGAGAGUUGGACACCUCACUUAUGGCCAUAAUUAUGCCUGUGGGUUUAGACCAAGUUCCGUCUCUCUCUCAGGGUCUCCAUUUCCUCAUCUCUACAAUGAGAGGCUUAGAAAAGAUCUCUAGAGUCUCUACAAUCUUCAUUUUUAAAAGCAGUCAUGAUGUAUGGAUGAAAGCCAUAACUACUAUUUAUUAUCGAAAUAGCUAAGAUUGACCACACUCUCAUUCUGUGCUCAGCCCUGCACUGAGGCCUUUCCCUGUAUCAUUGUCCAUUAUCACAAGGCCCUCAGAUAAGGAGGCUCCAUGGUACAGGCGAGGAGGUGAAGCUCAGGGCAACUCAGGGACUUGUCCAUGAUCAGGCACCCAAGGGAAAGCACUGCACUCAUGUCUGUAGGACCCCAAAACCUGACCUUCAAACAUCAGUCUUAGCUCCCCAGCUGGUAUUGCCAGGGCUAGAACAAGAGAGAUCCCAAUAGAGAUGCCUCCACAGGGUAGUACUAGGUCCUGCCCUAGGAACAGAUGCUCUGGGGAGCUGUCCUGGGUGUAGAAGGCAGUAUCUGCUCUUGGUCCCUCUCCCAGCCCUGCCCCCUGCAACAGUACUGGCCACUUACAAGAGUCCUGGAGGGGAACUGAGGCCAACUUCACAUGCUUUGGGUGGGAAGAGAUGCCCAGAAAGGGUAUGUAUUAUGGCAAAAUGAGUGACUUGCCCAGGGCCACAUGGCCAGCUAGAGGCUCAACUGGGACUCAUGCAGUUGCCUGACUUUCAGGCCACAUCCUUUCUCCUCCAGCCAGUGUUUAUAGGAGAAAUCUGGGCAUUGAUUCUGGAAGCCCUCUUCCGUGCUUCUCUGCAGCCCUGCCACUGUCCCUCUGUGAGGUGCAGACUGCCAGUUACAUUCUUAGAGGAAAUCAAUUUCCCAUGAACAAAACAGCUAUCAUGUCUUCCUUUCUGCUAAACCCACUGCUCCAGGCUUGAAAGGCAGCAAAACACUACGGAUGACUCAAUGCUUAACCAAGCAGGAAAGAAGGUGACUCAAGGUCAGACAGACCUCUGGGACCAGUUCAGCAACGCUGUGGCAGCAACUCUGUCACUAAUCGCCUGAUGCUGCAGAUAACAGAGAGGAUCCUGGCCUUGGACUUUGCUGAGGAGGAGGAGGCAGUGAUUUCCACAACAAAGGGAGACCAGAGUGCCACCUUCCACCAGUCAUUCGCCCAGUAUCUACCGAGUGCUCAUUCUGUCCCAAGCAUUUUGCUAGGGGCCAGGGAACAAGUGGUGAUCAGAAGCAGAUUCCCAGUCCCCCAGGUGCAUAGUCUGGUGUGUGUGUGGAUGGUAAAUGGAGCGGCCAACAAACACACUGGAGCUCUCGGUGCAGAGUGUCGUGAAGUUUCUGACGGGACAGUUACCCGGGAGAGGAGAGGAAGGGGAGGCAGAGUCAGUUCUGAACCCUAAAAUUGGCAGAGUAAAGGUUGUCACUGCCAAGGCAGGGGUGAAUUCUCAGGUCUCAUCCUUGGCGGCUGUGCAGCAUUAGACAGCGGUGGUCUUUCUGGUCUUUUUGAAGUUCUCUCUCCUGUGUACACCAAUCUGUUCUUACCUGGCCUCUCUGAACGCUUCUCCUCAGGCUUCCUUGUGACUCUACUGUGAAGCUUCCUCAGGGUUCUCUUCUCUCUCUGGGAGUCUCCUGCAGAAACUCCAUUUACUCACUGCUCCCAGCAUCUCCUGCCCUUUCAUCUUAGCCCCCUGCCCCUGCAGGCCAGGCCCCAGGAGCAUCUGGGGUGUGACCACUGGCGCCCCAGGCACAUCUGCUCCGCAGUUCAAACCUCAACCUGCCCUCAACUGCUGCAGUUAAAAGAAAAACCUGGACUCUGGCACCUCCUCCCAUUGCUUAGCAGCUUUGUGACCUUGGGAUGCUCCCAAAGCCCCUGGAGGCUCUGAUUCAUUAUCUCAAAAAUGAGGACAGGGCUCCAACUGCAUCAGCUAUUGUGAAGGUUGAAUGAAAUAGUGUUGCAUGGCUGGGCAUGGUGGCUUAGACCUCUCAGCCCAGCACUCUGGGAGGCUGAGACAGGAGGAGUGCAAGUUCGAGCCCAAGUGGUGCAAUUUCUGAGACCCUAUCUCCAAAAUAUAAAAAAGGGCUGGAGAUGUAGCUCAGUGCAAAGGUACUGGGUUCAGCCCCCAAUACCAAAAAUAGAGAGAGAGAGAAAGAAAGAAAGAAAAAGAAAGAAAGGAAGGAAAUAGUGUUGCACACUGUCCAGCACAGUGCCAACUCUAGCUGGACACGCAGCAUAUAUUCCCUCUGCUCUGGUCAACCUCGUCCUUUUCACCCUCUAUGUUUAUUUGCUCAACAGCUUUUGUCAAGUCCAAUCAUAAAUAUCUCUUGGGUUCAUUCCCUCCUGCAUCCCUUAUGUCAUUGCACUAAUGCAGGACCUUCUGACUGACCUUUUUGCUUUCAGAGUUCCCAUCUGAAAUAUGUUUCCUGGGGCCAAUGCCUCCCUGUACUAUGACACCCAGGUUCUUUAUCAAGUCCUACAAGCUACAUCCCAAGUUGGCUCCCUUUUCUCUGAGACCCUCCUGCCCACCUCCUCCCACACCCCUCCAGGCACUGUCCUUCCAGGAUGCCAGGAAUGGCCACACACCCUUCCUCCUCCGCAUCUCCUCUUGUCUGACCACUUUCACAGAUGAUGUCAGGUUAUGACCUUUGCCAUCUCCCCUCCCUGUACCAGGCUGGACACUCUUUUCUCUGUGCUUCUGCUGUGACCAUUACUGAUACCCUCUGAGGACACAGCAUAAAUGUCAUAAGUGUCAAGGACACCCUGUGUCCUUGGUAGAGGAUCUGCUUUUCCCACAGGGAAAACCUGAUAUCUGGCUCAUCUUUGUGUCCCCCGAAUUGGCACAGGGCCACACAUUUACUCCAGUAAUGAGGUCUCUGGUUCCUAGUGGGCUCCAGUGGUUUGGGAGACUCCACUAAUAAACCAAGAAAAACUGUGGGAAAAUUGCCAGCUGAGGUUAGCUGAGUUUCGUUUCUUUUCCUUUCUUUUCUUUUUGCCUAGUACAUUCUAAGAAGGCAGAGCCUCCCCUUGUUGGUCCUUGGCAAGCUUGGGGCCCAGGGGCUGAACUGUCUGUAUAGUGGGGCCUUGCCCAGUCCUGCUCUCCUUUAUUUUAGUCCACCCCCCCUCCAUAAUCUUAUUCAUCUGGUUCUUGCUUGCUAAGCAGUCCUGUUUCUCUAACUCAAACGAAAGAAGGGACAGACAUCCUCUGCUUUUCUUCCUUUCCCUUACUUCCCAUCUUCUAAACUUUACAGAUAUGUCAGAAUCUUAUAUUACUGCAGCUGAGGUUCAAGGUGGGUUGCUGUAUACAAAGUAUUUAUCGAUAGUGUCUCAAAAAACUAGAGGAAAAUGCUUUUUUGGAGGGGUGGGAAACAGAUGAACUGGGCUUUGCAGAAUGUCUGCUGUAAAUACCCAGUGGAAGGGUAGGAGCGUGGAGUUGUUCCCUUGGGGGAAGCGGGCAGUGGUCUUACUUUGAGUUCAACACACCCUCCCCUGUCUCUGCAGCCAGAAUGCUCCUCUAGGAGGAGGCCAGUUGUGGCUCAUGGGUCAGGUGAAGGCAGGCUAAGGGUGUAGGGUCAGCAGGGUGGACCUCCUGGUCUUUGGGAGGUCUACUCAAAUGAGGCUGAGUAGUCUACAAGACAUCCUAAUUGAGGCAGUGUAUUCCUCAAAGGUAGACCUUAGGUCCUCUGCAUUACAGUCCUCUAGGUGUUUGUUAAACCAGUGGACUCAGAAUCCAGAUCGAAGUGGUGAUGCCCAGCAGUCAGCAUGUGUGACAUCCCUGCCUGGGCCUUGCAUGCACACCUGUUUGUGGGUGAGCAGCUGCAUCUGGCUUGAAAUCCAGACUGGAGUCUUGAGUGGGAAAAGAAUGAAAAUAAGAAUUUUGGCCCACAAUCCAACUGCUGUGUUUUCUACAAAUAUAAAAUAGAACCUACUGUAAACCUAGCAACAAAAAUCAAAUCUCCAGCAAUCUAUAACACUUACUAAUUCUGUUUUGCUUCACCACUAACAAAGAUUUCUGUCUUUUUAAAAAAUUAUUAAUUGUAGUAAAAUUCACAAACAUAAAAUUUACCAGUGUAAACAUUUUUAAGUGUGAAGUUUAGUAGUGUUAAGGACAUUCACAUUGAUGUGGAAUGAAUCUCUAGAAAUCUUCUCAUUUUUCAAAAUUAAAAAAUUGAACCCAUUAAAUGAUGACAAAUUUCCUCUCCCUCCUCAACCUGGCAACCACUCUUCUUUCUGUCUCUAUGGCUUUCUCUGCUGUAGGUCCUUGUGUAAGUGGAAUCAUGCAAUAUUUGUCCUUUUUUUUCUUUUGGCAGGCUUAUUUCACUUACUGUAGCACACUUUCUAAAUGUAAAGAAUUAGUAAGGUACAAGCUGCUCUCAAAUGACAACUGUUUUCUGGGCUCCUCUAGCAGAAUUCUGAUUUUUGUUUUGUUUUGAGCAGUUGUUCUGGGCCCUCAGUUUGCCAAGGCCAAGUGCAGACCUACUCGUGCUUUGCCAGAGGAUUCAGCUGUCCUGGCCAGCUUGGGUCCUCAGUGACGACAGUCUUGCCAAUUUGUUAGAAGUCUUUGAACAUUUUCUUCCUGCAUAAUUUCUACGGUGGAGCUUUUAAAAUUUUCAUUCAAAGAAAAAGGGAGAAAAAUAGACCCAAGUAAGCCUUAGCUUUUGCCCCAAAAGCCAGAAAUCAGUGACUGUCUCCUUCCAGUCUGAAGAUGGUCCCCUUGGUAAUGAAGUCACUCAAUUCCUUCAACUAAAUGAUCCGUUCAGCUUUGAUAUACAAGUUUUAUCUCCUCUAGAAUUUGUGUUCUCAACCCUGAGCUCAUUAGUUCGGGGCCCUGUUGGAGUUUCAGGGUUAAGAAGGCUGGUGUGGAACCUGUCUAGCAAGUUCCCGUGAUCUGGUGAUACACUGUGAGGACCACUGCCCUGGGUGAUCUUUCAACUACAUUGUCCCAGUUCUGCCACAUUAUCUUUCUUGGUUGGAGGCCCCUUCCCCCAAAUCUAAUUUGGGCCUUUCUUCUUCUGAACAGUUUAAACAUUUAAAUAAACAUGAUGAAAUAUUUCUACAGCAAAGUAACAGAGUUCUCCCAAGGUUAGGAAACUCAGUGUGCCCAAAAUUUGUAUCCAUCUGUGCCUAGAAUUAGGGUGCAUUUUGUGAUCAGAACCAAGAGGUGAGUGACUCGAGCUUGGAGGUCAUUUUGUGGCUAGUCCUGGGGUAGGAUCCGAGUCCCCCAUGGCACACUGUAGCAUAGGGAGGACCUACCUGCCCACCUGGCUGAAAGUAGAACAUACCCAGAAAACGUGUUCAAAGUAUACCUGCAAAGUGACAAUGAAGGAACAUACUACAGUGGCCAAGGCUGGUGUGGCCCUACUUCAUUAUCCUCUUCCUUUUCUACCUGCCUUUGGAAAAACUUGAGUUGAAACAGUUAGUACCUGGUGUCUGCUUUCAUCUCCAACCACAGGCAAAUUCUUUGCUCUGAAGAUGUCCCUGGCAGGUGCAGCUUCAACCCUGUGGCAGCUCAGAAUGCAGCAUUAAUCCACCAAGUUCGCAAGAACACCCGAAGAUCUUGAAAAACUUAUUAAAAGAGAAAAUGGUUACCAUUUUACUAAAACAAGAAGAUAGCACACUUCACUUCCCAGAUCUACUUACCAGCAAGUUCCCUCAGCCCCAAGGUAGCUGAAGACUCAGAGGAAGGAAAAUGAAUUUUGAACCCCAGAAAUAGAUACUGUAACGCUGUGUAUCAAAGGCCAAACCAUUUUUGAACAAUGAAUCCCUCUUGCCUUUCACUUUAAUUUUAAAUUCAAUUCUAGUGAACUUGGUCUUGGUUUUUUAAUAAUGAAGCAAAUGAAGAGAAUGAUAACAGGUGCUAGAUAUAGCAAGAAAUAGCAGCUAAUAGUCUAAUAGUGAAUGUAUUACAAAGACCAAAUCCAUGUAUGUCAGCAACUGUCAUGUGACUGGAGGCCACCAAAUGGAGGAGCAGGGAUAUUAGGGAGAUUGUAACACCCUCCAGAUCAACAGAGCAUUUCUGCUCCAUUCAGCCUUUGACAUCCACAGCCACACACAAAACAGUAUACUGUCUUUAUGAAGGCAAGCAGGGAUCUUAUCCACUGUAGAAUUAUUUCCAUCCCCAAACACUUAUAGCAUGGUCAUCAAAGUCUUGGUGCUUAAAAGAUCAGUCUUCAGUGACCUCAGAGUUCCUGUAGGUGAAAUAGCUCAUUAUCUGGUGAUGCAGGACAUCUGAGAUCAGUAAAUGGCCUCUCUUCUACUUGCCUUUCCCUUCAGACAGUGGCAAUUACUGCUACCUCUCUCUCAAGAAAUAAGAAACAGGCCCCUUCUACCUUCACACCUCAAAGGGACCUUGUGUUGUGUUGAUGGCUUGGCCAGGACAUCCUCUUUCUGUACCUCUGCUCUACUUGAGCUAUUUGCACAUGGGAGGAAGCUUGCUAGAGCCAGGGCAGCCUCUGCAGCAGCUCAGGCCUGGGUUCAUGUAUGAACUUAAAAAUAUGACUGUUUGCUCACAAGUGAACACUUCCACUUUCUAAACACCUUCACCAUCCAUUUUUCACUGGGCUUUGUUGCAUCCUGGGAGGAGGAUAGGGCAGACAGUAGCAGUCCUAUUUGACUCCAGUCCAAGAAGAUGGUGGUGCCAUGCCCAGGUCACCUGUGAUUAAUGGUGGAGGUCUCCCCUUGGGUGCACAAGCUUUCCCAAAGUGGGAGAGGCUAGAGGGCAGGGAGAGGUGGCCAGUGUCCUACUCUAGCCCCUGUUCUGGCUUUCUUCUCAUUGGGGUGAUCUAGCUGAUCCGGAGUAUGGUCCAGGUCUAGGCCUUACCCUUGGACUCGCACCCUGUGCGUUGUCUCUGGAGGGGCUUGUUGAGUAUUCAUUCCUGCCUGGAGGCCAAGGCUAGGGCACCCAGCAGUGCCGGCUGAAAGUUCCUGGUGGGGCAAAGGGAGGCAGUUGUAUUUGACAGUCACCAGGGCCACAGACUUAAAUAAAAUGGAAGUGUGGAGGGAGUGGGCAUUGGGUCCCGUGACAUCAGUCCACCCCACUGCUGUGACCACUUGUGAGGAAGCUGGUGGGUCCUGAGUGACAGCUCCUGCUAGACCCUGGGAGCCAGUCCUAUUAUAUAUUUUUCUGGGGUGAUGCUUGGCCCUCAUUGUGGCUGACUUCUGAGCAAGUUCCUAGGGUGGAAGUCACUUUGUGAGGCAACCAGUCUUUUCUGAGGGCCCUACUCUCUGCACACAAGAGUUAGGGAGGUGGCAGGGGUUAGAUGGCUUGCAGAUUCCCUUUCUGGAUAGGACUGACUUCCCUGCAGAGAGCCAUAACAAUGUCAUAUUGUCAGAACUAUGAAAUAAGUGUACAUGUGAAUGUAUUUUUUAAAUGAUCAUUUCAUCUAAAGAGGACCUUGGGUUGCUCAGUGGUUCAUCUGAAAUUGAUUCCCUGCCAUCUCUUCUCCAAACAAAACCAGGACAGAUCCUGGGGGCAGCAGAGAAGCUAAGGAAGCUGCUUGCCCAUUGUCUGCAGCUCUGUACCUGGUGAGGCUUCAGCCCAGAGGUCCUGCCUGGGUGGCAGACAGAGGAGCUUGUCCCAAGGGCUUGGUGGUAGUGACUCAUCUCUGAAUGGCUUCUAUCCAUUGCUUGACCCAUUCCUCCCUGCUUUCCUUUCCAAGAGCCAAGUCAUGCUAUGCGGUACUCCAUGGAGCCUUUUUCACUGGAGAAAGAAAGGGAGGUCCACUGCAUUUGCUGGGAUGUAGAGCAACAUCUUGUUUUGUUGAUUUGCCUUCCCCUUGGCCCUGGUGAGAAACAAGUUGUGUCAGUUGGAAAGACUUGAGGAGAAGAGGUCACACCACUACCCUAGUUUUAUGCAAAUAUUAUUGUGGGAGCAUUUGGUUCAUAAAACUCCAGCAAUAUAAUUCUAGCUGCGUGUGACUGUCCUUGAGUAGUGAUUUUGCAGUGAUGGCUGGCACUCUGGGCCCAAAAAUAUUAUCAGGGUACUUUGUGUCUGUCACUGUGUUUGAAAGACCCUUAAUUUCUACCCAAUAAAACCAAUCAAGUGGUUCAUCAGGCAAAGAGUCUGGCUGUGUGUGUGUGUGUGUGUGUGUGUGUGUGUGUGUAAGUAUCUCUCCAUGUAUGUGUGUAUGUGUGGAUUGGGUUGUACUGGGCUAAUGGCAGCACAGCCCAGUGAGGGGAGGUUGUCAGGAGUUCUCAGGAGCUCAAGACCAUCCGGGCACAUCUUUGGGAAGUGUUGGGGAAGACCUAUGGUGUCUGGCAGAAGUGGCAAUCUAAGCAGGGGAGGCAGUGGACUCACAGGAUGGGCUCAAAGGUGAGAUCAAUGCAAAGUAAAGUGGAGUGCUGAACUGACAGUCAAGAGUACAUGAGGACAUGGAGAGAGGACCUUGGGACUUCAUUAGCAGGGAAGAAGGUCCCUAGGGGCUGGAGCUACCUGGAGCAGGAGAAGUUUGAGAUACACUCAUGCUUAGACACAGAUCCUACAGCUCUUCAAACCUGCUCUCUCUAAGUAAAACCUCUCUAUCAAGAUCCAAAGUCACAUCAAAGGCACUUGAAUAGUAAUAACACCUCAUGAAGAAACAGGGCUGGGGUUAUACCUCAGCGGCAGAGUGCUUGACUAGGAUGAGUGAGGCCCCAUGUUUGAUCCCCAGAACUUAAGAAAAACCCACCACCAAUAACAAAUUUUUAUGUCAGUCUGUGUGAGUGCACAUAUAAUAGAACCAAAUCAUUUUUUUUUCAAAUUCAUGGGCAAACAGAUAAGAUGGCUUGCAUACCUCAGAUGUGCUUCUUUAGAAAGUUGCAAGCCUUUUCCAUAAAAUUUCUCAAGGACUGGUGUUUUUGUGCCCUCUUUGCCUUCAGACUUGUUUAGGGGCUGUUUAUUCCUUCUGGCUGUUGACCAUUCAGACAUCAGAUUCAGCCCUCUCCUUAGUGUCAGUUGUCACAGGUUCCAGAGUGAAAGGGAAUAGGGGAGGGCAGCUUCCCGUGGUCUGGGCAGCCUCCCGACAUAGGCAUUCCUCGGGGCCUGGCCCAGUUCCACUGCUCUGACCCCUGUCUUCCCUCUCAUCCUUCUUUGCCUCCCUGUCCUCAUCUCCCCACCUCCCUCCCGACAGUGAUCACAUUCCUUCUAUUUCCUCUCUGCAGCAGUUUAAGCAGUCUCUGAGUGCCAGGUCUGCCGAGCCCAACUUGCAGUUCAUCCUCCAUCUACCACCUUCCGAAGAUGUUUUCUCAAAGAAAACCCAUUUCCUCUGUAAGAAAAAUUAUAGUGACAGCUGUGAGAUGUCUAAAUGUUUUAUUACUGUAUUACAAAUGUAAAUGUAAAACACUCAUGCAAGCAACUAUGGAACCUAAGGAACCUAUGGAACUAUUUGAGGGUACUCCCUGCAACCUGGGCAGUGUCUUUCAGUAUAUUAUAGUAAGAAAAAGAGCCAUUGAUCUUCCAUCAGAAGAAGGACUUCCAUAAAUAUUUUUGAAUGAAUAAAUGUGUAAGUGAGCUGGGA